Messenger RNA from Epithele typhae, 828 nucleotides. RefSeq lists its product as uncharacterized. The transcript has a single exon. Bases 1 to 828 code for a protein of 275 amino acids. The record is from RefSeq and is a predicted model, not a curated record. NCBI's taxonomy places the organism in Eukaryota, Fungi, Basidiomycota, Agaricomycetes, Polyporales, Epitheliaceae.
AUGCCACCCGUCCUCAGAACCCUCUCGCGCACCGUCCUCGGCGGCACCGCGCUCACCCUCGCGCCUGCACUGUACCUCUACCACCGCACCGCGGCCGACCUCGAGGCACGCUACCCUCCGUGUCCACCCACGACGGCCGGAACCCCCGCCCUGCGCGACACCUCCGCCACCCCCUCGCAGCACACUCCAUACACCGACAUCUACAGCGCGCGCGUGCCUGUCCACGGCCUCCACGCCCUUGCCGCCGCGGCCUCCCCCACAUCAGACGGAUCCGGACCGCCGUCGCCUCGGACGGAAGAAAGCCCGACCCCGGCUCCGAGCCUCGAAGACGCGUGGGCGCGCGCGUUCCUCCAGAGCCCCGCGUUGCACUGGGAGGCGCGUCUUCUGGGGCGCACGCGCGACGCCGGCGACACCGGCGCACACGGUUUCGCGCGGGGGCGGCCGCUGCUCAACGGGCUCUUCACGGUGCUCCGCACGCCCGCGGCGGGGGCGCCGCUGCUUGUAGAGUGGCGGAUGGACGGGGGCGCGACGGCGUUCUUUGCGCGGAUCGCGCGGGUCGGAUACCCGUGGCGGCUGAUGGACGGCGGGCGGCACGAGUGGGGGGUGGGCGAGGUGGGGGCGGACGGGACGGUGGAGGUGCGGUUCGCGUGCGCGCAUCAGUACGAGAUUUGGGAAGGGGAGGGGGAGGGGCAGAAGACGGUGCCGGAGUGGGUGAAGAGGGCGCAUCGGGUGUUCGCGAUGUGGUUGUUGGACGAGCGCGCGAGGGCGGUGCGGGAGUGCGCGCUGCAGGAUGGUCGCACGAAAACGACGCUGCCCGUGAGGCCUUGA